This is a messenger RNA of Angiostrongylus costaricensis, 1635 nucleotides long. The record is from the annotation of a GenBank genome assembly. NCBI's taxonomy places the organism in Eukaryota, Metazoa, Nematoda, Chromadorea, Rhabditida, Metastrongylidae.
AUGUUUGAUCGUCGCGUUCAUCUCUCCGUCUGUACCGUCAAUAAUUGGGCUCUGGACUUUGAAAGGAAUCUACAGCGAAUUUUGACUAAUUAUGGCGCCAGGUUGCGGUUGGGUCGUGAGCUUGAAAUUCCUGGUUAUGGAUGUGCUGAUCAUUUCUUCGAAUUAGACACAGCGAUUCAUUCGUGGGAGAUAUUGAAGGAGAUUGUGAGAAAUUCUAAGAAGUGGCCGGAGUUGUCGAUAGUAACUGGGAUGCUCGUUCGUCAAGGAAUGCUGUUCUACAAUUGCCUUGUGGCUAUUUUGAAUGGAAAAAUUCUCAUUCGCCCAAAAAUGGAUCUUUGUGAUGGCGAUGUCUAUCGUGAGAGUAGAUGGUUUAAGACACUAUCUACGAUCUCAUUUGACCUCGGCGGUGAAACGGUUCCAUUCAGAGAUAGGGUUCUGAAGUCAUCAGAUAAUGUCGCAGUCGGUCUCGAGAUUUGGGAAGAGUUGUGGUCAGGAUAUACGUAUGUACCUUCAGUUAUCGUUACUAGAAUGUUCAGAUUUCAUAACUGGUCGUACUUCUACUCCGUAGUUGAGUUUUCAUCUUGGGCUGGUGGUAUAUACUUCUACAGCAAUCACCGCGGUUGUGACAGUAACCGAGUUUACUACGAUGGAAUGUCAACGAUUGCGCGAAACGGCAAACUCUAUGCUCAGAUACCCCAUUUUAACAUAGAAGACACCGUAUCGACAGCAGUUCUCGACCUGAAUGAAACAAUCACAUACCGUCACCGUAAAAUCAGUAAUUGUUAUCAGGUGUAUACAUCUCUACUUCCUGAAUAUACCACAAUUCUUUUUGAUGGCAAGCUGACUAAACGGCAAUUAAGUCCCAUCAAGGAACUAUGCCGUGGACCACCGGCCCGGCUCUGGUAUUAUCUUAGAAGAAGUAAAAUGAGUGGAUAUUUCGUGCCACUUUCGGGUGGUCAAGACAGCUCUUCCGUGGCUGCGAUGGUCCGUUUGAUGUGUAAUAACGGAUGGGAUUUGGGUGGAGAUGAUCCUCGUGUUGGUGAGGAUCCAGCUGUUUUAUGCAAGAAGAUAUUGUUUACCUGUCACUUGGCUAGCGAGCAUUCGUCGACUAGAGCGCGACUUUGUGUAGAUAGUUUGGCGAAAGACAUUAACAGCAAUCACUUCAGGUCUGCUUGCAUUCAACUUCGCUUUGUCGGCUUAACACCAUUAUUCUAUUUUGCACUUAAAAAAGGCGACUUGAUGCAUCAAAAUGCCUCCACUAGUGUCAUCGAUUCCAUGCCAACUGCAGGACUUAAACCUCUUGUGAACGGAGAUGUUUCGCAAACUGACGAGGAAGAGAUAGGGCUCACUUAUGCUAAGUUGUCCGUUAUCGGGAAACUCCGGCGACCAAGUGGUCUGGGACGUUAUGGGGUGUUUCUGGCCUUUUUAAGCUGGACACUCGUUUACAAAGAGGACAUACAGAGAUCCUACUGGUACACACGCUUCUUUCUUUCAAAAAUUUCACCAUUUAUCGAAAAUACUUAUCAUGCUACCGAAUACAGUGCUGACGACCACAGAACGGAUAUGAAGCGUCAAUUCGAACAAAUUCGCCUAAAGGAAUCUCAUGGUCAAAAAAAAAAUAUAGUGGACGGAUAG